CCAGCAUCCAUCCAUCAAGUGCAAGGGAGCUCUCAAACCUAUCCUCCAUUGUUGAAGAGAACUCUACAAGGAAUAAUCUCAAGAAAAGGAGCUAAAGUGCUAAAAGUGAGGAAAAACUAGGAACUUGAUUAAAGUAUUUUUGAGCUUCGCCGGAGUUUCGCCGGAGUUGGUCAAAGUUCGCCGGAGUUGGUCAAAGUUCGCCGGAAUUAGUCAAGGUUCAACCGGGGAGCAUAGAACACGCUUAAGCUCACUUAAGUUUCAGGUAGAACUUGAAGGUUGCUACCAACGACGUUGCUCUCGGGAGGAUCCAAGGAAGGGGAGGCGCGAAAUGGAGCCAAUUGGAAGAAUCACUAGGAGGAACCCGACGGGCCGUGUACCGGGUGGGUCCGAACUCGGCAGCCGGGGGUCGACUAGGGUGUCAAGGGGAAGGGGCCGUGGAGGCCAACAACAAACCGUGAGCGAUGGCCACGUGGACACCGAAAGUGAGACUUAUUGGUCCUAUGAGGACUCAACCUAUAGGCCGGAAACAGAGCCGGUGGAGACCCCAUAUGAGGGGGAGGAUGACGAUGUAAGUGGAGAGAGUGGGGACGAUGGCACUCUUGGGAGAAUCGAGGCGCUGCUCCAACAAUACCACCGGGAGCGCGAAGAGAGGAGACAACGCCGAAGGCGCUGAGCGGGGCAACCUUCGGGCAUGGCUUCGAGAGGAGGAAGCCAAGGUGCUUCUAGAGUCCAUGUUGAACCACAUGGAGGCCAAAAUGCGAGAGGUCCAACCAUAAGGAUCUCCAAAUUUAUCAAAGAAGCAAGAGAUUUGGGAUGUAAACCGUUUGAUGGAACGAGAGACGGCACGCCGUGCGUGGCACUGUGCCUGGGAGGCAGUGGCGAGCAGGGGGACUCCUAUGCACGCACGGCCGUGCGUGCCACCCAGGCACGCCGUGCGUGGACCCCCGGCAACCGAGAACUCAUUUUUUUCGCUCCGUUCUUUUACGUUUGGACCCCUGUUUGAUUCCAAACAUUAGUAUGAACCUAAUAACCUCCUAAUGAUGUGUAAAAACAUUAGAAAAGGUAUCUUACAUGGUGUAUAAAUGUAGGAACAUUAAAGAUCAAUGGUAGGUGUGCGAGGAUCCUCAUCGAUACUGGGGCACAACGCUCAUUCGUGAGUGAGGCGUUCGCCGAGGGCCUUGACGUGCCAUUGGCGC
Messenger RNA from Cuscuta epithymum, 1196 nucleotides. Lineage: Eukaryota; Viridiplantae; Streptophyta; Magnoliopsida; Solanales; Convolvulaceae. The record is from the annotation of a GenBank genome assembly.